AUGGGAUUCAUGUAUUUCCUCUUCAUAUCCGGGGUGAAAAUGGACAUAUCUACGAUAAGAAAAGCCGACAAAAAGAAUUGGUACAUUGCGAUAGUCGGUAUAGUUGUGCCGCUCUGUUGCGGCGUAGGUGUUGCGAUUGCCGUGAGGAAAUCUCUGGGCAAAGAGAUGUCGAAAGCUUCCUCGAUACUCGGGAUAACUUCUUCACUAGCUAUCACAGCGUUCCCCGUUCUUUAUCGCAUAGUGAAGGAGCUGAAUCUACUCAGCUCCGAAAUCGGGAAAAUGGCACUAUCGACAGCGAUAAUAAGUGACGUGAUCGGAAUGAACGGCGUCGUCAUAUUCGAGGCGUCCAAGCAAGGGGAGCACAGGGCAAUAGCAGCUUUGUGGUACAUGAUUUCGUUGGCAGUCGUGCUGGUGUUCAUCAUAGUCGGACUCAGGCACGCCAUGAUGUGGAUUGUCCGAAAUACCCCUAAAGGGAAGCCGGUGGAUCAGAUCUACGUGGUUGCAAUACUGGGGGGCGUUUUGGUCGUUGGAUUUUUCUCGGAUAUGCUUGGGCUGGCAGUAGCCAAUGGGCCUUUGUGGCUCGGUUUGGCUGUACCGGACGGCCCCCCAUUGGGGGCCAUUCUUGUGGAGAAGAGCGAGACGAUCGUGAUGGAUAUUCUCAUGCCCUUUUCGUUUAUGUAUGUCGGCAUGAUUACCGAUCUUUCUUCCAUGAGCGGCCAUUGGUCGCAUUUGGAACCGCUUCUUUACAUGGUGUUAGUUGGUUACGCCGUCAAAAUGCUGUCGACGCUCUUCACUUCUCGUUUCUUGGGCAUGACGAUUCGAGAUAGUCUCACCCUCAGCUUGAUAAUGAGUUUAAGGGGUGAGGUGGAACUUCUCUUGUUUAUGCACUGGAUGGAUUUUAAGAUGAUAAUGCAGCCCGAGUUCACAAUUCUUGUGCUACUGUCACUGGCUGUGACCGCUGUGGCGUCACCCUUAAUCAGCAUAAUCUACGACCCGACGAGGCCCUACAUGGUGGACACGAGGCGUAACAUCCAGCACACGCCUCCCAACACCGAGCUCCACAUAGUGGCCGGCAUUCACGGCGAAGAGAAUCUCAGCGGGCUCAUGAAACUUCUCGAGCUCUUUAAUCCGACGUCGAGCAGCCCUCUCUCCGUGCACGCCCUGUGCCUGGUCGAGCUCCUCGGCCGCGCGAAUCCUGUGUUCAUCGACCACGACCAAGAAGACGAGAAACGAGACGAGGGAUCGAAGUCGAGCUCCAUACGCAACGCGCUGAAGAUAUUCGAGGAUGCUAGAAACGGGUGCGUCAAGAUACACUCGUACACGGCGAUCUCGCCCAAGAGGAGCAUGUACCAAGACGUGUGCGAGCUGGCGCUCACGAAGCAGGCGUGCCUGAUUAUUCUACCGCUCCACAAGAAAAUAGCGGACAACCUGAGAGCGACGACGAUGAACAGGCAGCGCUUUCAGUCCGUGAGUUCGAACGUGCUCUCGCACGCGCCUUGCUCGGUGGGGAUUCUAGUGGACAAGACCCCUUGCCGAAACCUAAUCGGCGGCGUGUUGAGAAGUUCGACGGACCACCACUUUGUCGUCCUUUUCUUGGGCGGUGCGGACGCGAGGGAGGCGCUCUCUUACGCGGACCGAAUGGCGGGAAACACUCGGAUUUCACUAACGGUGAUUAGAUUUCUCUCGCACGAGGACGAAGGGGAUAAUCACGUGGAGAAGAAGAUGGACGAUGCUCUCGUGACUUGGUUUUGGGUGAAGAAUGAAGGGAACAGACGAGUCGUUUAUCGAGAGGUGGUGUCGAAGAAUGGGGAGGAAACGAUUGAUGCUAUUCAGGCGAUGAAGAAUGAGCCGUACGAUCUUUGGAUCGUGGGGAGAAAGUACGGGAUAAAUCCGGUUCUUUUGAAAGGGCUGUCGAAUUGGAGCGAGAACGCCGAGUUAGGAAUUAUAGGGGAGUAUGUUGCCUCGUUGGAUUUCGGGAGUAGGGCUUCGGUUUUGGUUGUGCAGCAGCAAAUCUUGAGAGGGCAAGAGAAGGCUUCGCAUAAUCCGGUUAGAAGUUUUUCGUUUUGUACAAAGUAGGGUUACGUAUGCAUGUAAAAAGAAGUCUAAUGCAGGUUUUUGUGCACAUUUUAGAGCUACACACACACACAUUAAAUUACUUUAUUGUAUGUACAAUUCUGCUCUUUUUGUUCAGAGAAACCGUAAAAAUCGUUUCAA
Molecule: messenger RNA, 2214 nt
Organism: Erythranthe guttata (spotted monkey flower)
Lineage: Eukaryota; Viridiplantae; Streptophyta; Magnoliopsida; Lamiales; Phrymaceae
Source: RefSeq, a predicted model, not a curated record